UUUCAAACAGCAACCCUAUUACCUAUCAUGUAUUUAUUAUAAUCAGAACCGCGUGCAAAUAAAAAGGCAUCAUAAUCUUAAAAUAAUGAAGAUAAUUAAAAGUGAAAAUAUUUUACGUUUAAUAUAGUUCUGACCGCAAAAUCUGUAAAUUUUUUAUCGACUUAAAUUUAAAUUAUCAGCAAUAUUUGUACGCAAAAGAAUAUGUCAGAAUCUAUGUACCAUCUGAGUAUAUUAGCGCAACUACAGUGAUAUACAUACAUAUGUAUACAUACAUAAAUAUCCGUUGACACAAUUUGGAGUCGUUCUAGAUUUACACUCACAUAGGCAUGCUUUUGCAUGCGGCGUUAUGAAUAUGCCAUUGAACGCUGUUCGACGAGAAAUGAGUUUAAACUGUAUAUUCGAUUGUCUGUUAUCUGUUGAACCUGAAGCAGCCUCUACCGUCGCCCAAAAAACGGACCGCAAAGAACUUAUUUUCCCAAAGUGGCAUGUGAACACUAUUGAGCUUUCAAAAUCAUUUAUAAAAGCUAACCAAAUACUUUUUUCUACAUGUCAAAACUGUGGAAAAUUUGUUUAAAAUAGUGCACCAAAGUCUAGACGACACUAGCCUUGAUUUCGAUAUUUGGCACUCUCACCUACUUGGGACAGUCAACACAAUACGUUUAUCCCUGGGAUUUUGAUAUCGUAAUGAAUUCAGUUAAAGGUGACACAAAGAAGCAGCAGGAGAAAAAUUGGGUACUAAAGAGAAAGCUGCUCAAACGGUGCUACGGACUGUCAGCGGUGUCAAAGUCGGUUUUUUGGUGGAUUGGCGUCAGCAUCCUGCCCAGUGGGACAAGGAUAAACUUAGACAUUUUGCAGAAGGAUUACGUAAAGCAGUUCUUCUUUGAGAAGCGUGUGGGAAGCGGAGGAGUGUACGAGUAUCGGUCCAGCGCCAUCUCAAACUUUGGAUGAUUAAAGAGGAUUUGGGGUAGCAGCCUAGCAGCGUAUACCCAUCCAUCUAAGCUCACAUGUUCACGUAGAUAACAUAUUCAGUUGGCUAUCUGACAAAGAUAUCGCAAGAAAUCGCGAUUCAAGUUUUCAGACCUAAGUAAUUGGCGAUCCAACAUCUACGUCUAUUCUUUCCUUUUCCAGUGGCCAGUUUAAGUUAGCAGACAAACGAAAAUGCCCGCAGUCAGAUUCUCAACGAUUUCGUCUUGUUGCAUCGUAGUGAUUGUUUGUGAAACACAAGAGUUUCGUAGCUGACAUUACAGCCACGAAUAUUUCCACAGAAUCUACAGGAAUGGUCUAUUCGGCUCCCUACGUAAUAAAUAAAAACCCAAACAUAUGAACAUAUAAUAUCGGCGCAUUGUUAAUGAUGUUCUGAUUUUCUGAGUUCUUUCCUCGCUUAGAACAUGUCUGUUUGUCAAAGUGAAGGCGCAGACAUCGCAGCCUCUCGUCCAGAGACGUUGCAGUUGCAAUCUUUAUCAAACGCUAUUGUAAACUCAAGAGAGAAAGACUUGGAUACAGAGGAAUACUAUCCCUUUUCACGAAUUGCUACCAAAAACAAUCGCUUAAAGCUCAAUUGGUGGCAUUCACCCACACAACCGCAAGAUGUGGAAGCAGCAUUCUUGCAGCCUGAGAGAAGGGAACAAAGAGGACAUGGACAUGCCGAUAGAAUAAAUACCGUUGAUAAUAACAAUACCGUAGUUCAUAGCUGCCUUAACACGCCAUCAAAGCUAUUUUCCGUCCUUCAACGAAGUCAGCCCGAUCGAGAUCAGAAAGUGCUCACUUGCGAUACAAAAAACGAACCUCCCUUUGAUCCGGGGGUUGAGGAAUUUGAUAUGAAGGACUCUCAUCGACUUGUAGAUGAUCCUAAACCAUGCGAUGGUAUAUUAAAUCAAGACCAGGAAGACCAGAUGAACAUAUCCGGAUAUCGACGGUGUUAUGUGCGCAGUAUUCUUUGCUGGGUCUGCAUUGUUCUAACUGGAGGUCUACUGCGACUCGUGUUACACUGGUGGCGCCAUUGGUAUUUGUUCGCCACCUGCCAUCAGUGCCCUCUAGAUGAGGCAGAUCAGGUAUUGAUAGUAGAGGACUAUCAAGGCAAGCACAAGCUGUAUCAUGUGAAGAGCGUUCGCGUUUUAAAUACAAAUCAACUGAAGUCCUUAUUGCUAAAGGGAUAUCCAAAAAGUAGUGAAGUCGAUGAUAAUAAUUUGCAAAUCUCAGUGCAUUUUACAUCAGCUCAGUUCAAAAAUUGUUCGUCCAUUCGGAUAUUCCGGUGCAAGCAAUUGGUAUAUGCGUGGGACAGCACACUGAAUUGCUUUAAUAAAGUGAAUGGCCUCGACCUUAAUGUUCCUUGUUCAUACUACCAUCAGCAGCGUGGCUUAACGGUGUAUGAGCAGCUAUCCAGGCGCAUAGUUUUUGGCGAAAAUGAGAUAACUGUGCCAUUGCGAGAUGUCAAAACGUUAUUAUUCCUGGAAGUGCUCAACCCCUUCUAUAUGUUUCAAAUAUUCUCGGUUGUCCUGUGGUUUACUUACGACUACUACUAUUAUGCUUGUGUUAUUCUCUUAAUGUCUAUCUUUGGAAUAACAAUGUCCAUUUUGCAAACGAAAAAGAAUCAAGAUGUACUUCAAAAAACGGUGCACAACACUGGGAAUGCUUUCGUUUUGGAUUCUAAGGGUGUUUCCAAAGAGUUUCCAACACAAACUCUUGUACCGGGUGAUAUAAUUGAAAUACCUUCAUCAGGAUGUACAAUGCAGUGUGAUGCAGUAUUAUUAUCAGGCAACUGUAUUCUAGAUGAAUCGAUGCUAACGGGCGAGAGUGUUCCGGUAACAAAAACUCCGUUACCUCCGAAACGUGAUAUGAUUUUUGAUAAGAAAGAGCAUGCCAGGCAUAUACUCUUUUGCGGAACAAAGGUUAUUCAAACGCGAUAUAUUGGAUCUAAGAAAGUAUUGGCAUUCGUGAUUAACACCGGUAACAUAACAGCAAAGGGAGAACUAAUACGAUCCAUUCUUUAUCCUCCACCUGUGGACUAUAAGUUUGAACAAGAUUCAUAUAAAUUUAUCCAGUUCUUGGCAUUAAUUGCUUGUGUUGGAUUUAUUUACACACUAAUAACAAAGAUAAUACGGGGAACGGAUCCGGUAAAAAUAGCAGUUGAAUCUCUGGACCUAAUUACUAUUGUUGUACCUCCCGCCCUACCAGCUGCAAUGACGGUCGGUCGCUUUUAUGCCCAGAAGCGUUUGAAGGUUAACGACAUCUUUUGUAUCUCUCCACGGUCUAUUAACGUGGCAGGAAGCAUAAAUUGCUGUUGUUUUGAUAAGACUGGUACCUUAACGGAGGAUGGGCUGGAUAUGUGGGGGGUGGUCCCUAAGUCGUCCACUAACCAAUUUCAAAUACCCUUGAAGAACGUGAAUCGUCUGCCAUAUGAUCACUUUCUUUUUGGCAUGGCAACAUGUCAUUCUAUUACUGUACUGAAUGGUACGAUGAUGGGUGACCCACUGGAUCUUAAAAUGUUCCAGUCAACGGGGUGGAUACUAGAGGAUUCUAAAGAUAUACCGGAUAAUGAGAAAUAUGGCCUUAUUUAUCCAACAAUACUGCGCCAACCAAAAGACUUUUCCUCCGAUACUUCGUCACAUAUUAAAACUGGGUUACAACGGCAGUCAUCAGUAGAUGAUUUGUUAGCUAAUGUUGGCCUGUCGCAGACCCAGAAAAGCUUUGAUCAUGGGAUUGUACGAGAAUUCCCAUUUACCUCAAGUCUUCAGAGAAUGUCGGUCAUCACUCGUUGUCUCAGUGCACAAGGAUUUAAUGUAUACUGUAAAGGCUCUCCGGAAAUGUUACAACAGCUGUGUAGACCGCAGAGCCUACCAGAUAACUACUCCCAACAGUUGUCGACAUUUGCCAAAAAGGGAUACCGAAUUAUAGCCUUGGCAUUCAAGGCCCUCGCCCCCAAGAUUAAUUAUACAAAAGUUCAGCGCAUUUCCCGCGAGGAAGUUGAACUUAAUUUGGAGUUUCUUGGUUUUGUUAUCCUAGAGAAUCGACUCAAGCCCGAUACUACAACGGUAAUCCAUGCACUAAACGCUGCCAAAAUAAGGACAAUAAUGGUAACUGGAGAUAAUAUUUUAACUGCGACGAGUGUUGCAAGGGAUUGUGGUAUAGUAUCUCCUGCACAGGCGGUAAUUACGGUGCACGCCGAUCCAGUUGAUUUGGCUGCGAUUACAAAUACGCAUGCUCACAGUAGUCAUACUAGUCCAGGUGAUACGAAAAGCACGUCCGAACAUUAUCGACAUAGACAAUACAAACUUCAGUACACUUUGGACUUGGGAAGCAAGAACUGUGCCCCAUCUCAAUGGAAAUCUAACUGCAAUGGAAACACUGUAAAACAAGAGAGUAACUUAAGUGGCAAUUGUCCUCCAAGCCUUUACCGGUUGAUGUCUACAAAUUCGUUAGCUAAUGGGUCAAACACUAGUUAUGCUGAAAGCAUUUUUCCCAACAGUGAUAGCUUGGCUAGUGUAAAGACCGUGGACACAUGGACUCACAACGAGGCUAUAGAAGUUGACGUGGAGCUUGGAACGGAAUUCGCACAAGACGAUAAUUGGCGGCGCCAUUAUAUAUUUGCAAUGGAUGGUAAGACGUGGCAAAUUGUGAAGGAACAGUUUCCUGAGGAGCUGGGAAUACUUUUAACGCGUGGAGCUAUUUACGCCCGUAUGUCGCCCGAGCAAAAGCAGGCAUUGGUUAUGGAACUUCAAAAAUUAGACUACUGCGUGGCCAUGUGUGGCGAUGGUGCCAAUGAUUGCGGUGCACUGAAGGUGGCACAUGCUGGUAUUUCGUUAAGUGAGACAGAGUCGUCCAUUGCCUCCCCAUUCACUUCGCGUAAUCCCACGAUUGCGGCUGUGCCAAAUGUUAUAAAGGAGGGUCGCGCCGCAUUGGUCACAUCGUUUGGCAUUUUUAAAUAUAUGGCAGCAUAUUCGCUGGUACAGUUUAUAUCAGUGAUGAUCCUGUACUCGAUCGACUCGAAUCUAACAGACAAACAAUAUCUUUAUGUUGACCUAGGCUUGAUAUCAAUAUUUGCCUUUUUUUUUGGUAAAACUGAAGCUUUUGAUGGCCACCUAGUAAAACAGGUCCCGCUUAGUUCGCUGAUAUCUCCCACGCCAUUGGCGUCCCUCUUAUUGCAUCUGGUCGUAGUGACUGUGUUUCAGGUAGCUGGUUGGUUUCAGCUGCAGCAACAGCCUUGGUUUCAGCCGUUUCAAUCAUCAGAUGAGGAUCACCUAGGUUGCUAUGAGAACUACACCAUGUUUGCAAUUUCCAGUUUUCAGUAUAUUAUACUCGCUUUUGUAUUUUCGAAAGGUGCUCCUUAUCGGAAACCCUUGUGGUCUAAUUGGCCACUGUGCUUAACAUUUAUUUUAAACUGUUGCAUCAUAGUCUAUUUAGUUGUUUACCCUAGCGAAUGGGUAGCCAAUUUUUUCCAGCUAAUUGUGCCACCAGUUAUGAGUUUUCGAUAUGUAAUGCUUAUUUACGGAGCUGCAGCUUUUGUUGUCCAUUUGUUUGUGGAGUCUUUUCUUGUUGAAUACCUAGUAUUCAAAAAAUAUCAAGUGCGGCGCGAUCAAAGCUGGACUACGUCUAAGCAACAACACAUGCGCCUGGAGUAUAAUAUUACAGCAAAUGAGAACUGGCCACCUAUAACUGAAGUAUACGAGCCCCACGAAUCCACUGAUUGGGAAGGAGGACAACCUACAUAUGUUAGCUUGGGCGCUGAGCAAAGUCUUGAUACGCAACACAACACCUUCCUAGGAUUUUUUGAUUCGUCGGAUAAUAAUGCACAUAAUAUAAAACAACCUCCAUCUACUCCUUCUGUAGAACAGUAACAUUUAAGUCCAUUCGCAUAAGAAAUUGUACAAAUCUGAAUAGUUAAUCAUCCCUCUUUGUAAAUACUUGUGUUUGAAUACAAAAAUUAAAAUAGGAAUACAUAUAUUAUAUAGGUGACUAAUUAUAGUUUUGUUCGUAGUUGGAAAUUAAGUUACUUUUUUGUCAUAUCAUCAUCUUCAUACAAGAAGAGUUUGUUCUUAUAAUCGAAGUUUUGAAAGUGUGCACGGCGAUGCUAUAUAUAUAGUGUGUAAUAUAUACUACCUCUGAUUUCGGCCGGAAAUUGCACAUUACCAGAUAAUUCUAUUUGUUUUAUAAUAAGCAAUAGAUGAUUGAAUGGAUUUAGAUACGCUUCGAUUGAUUGAAUAAAAUCGUUAUGAAUUUA
Messenger RNA from Drosophila pseudoobscura, 6217 nucleotides. RefSeq names its product anne boleyn (gene anne). Gene Ontology annotation, cellular component: membrane. Bases 1389 to 5834 code for a protein of 1481 amino acids. Gene Ontology annotation, biological process: polyamine transmembrane transport; intracellular calcium ion homeostasis. NCBI's taxonomy places the organism in Eukaryota, Metazoa, Arthropoda, Insecta, Diptera, Drosophilidae. The transcript has 9 exons. The record is from RefSeq and is a predicted model, not a curated record. Gene Ontology annotation, molecular function: P-type ion transporter activity; polyamine transmembrane transporter activity; ATP hydrolysis activity.